This is a messenger RNA of Olea europaea var. sylvestris, 2991 nucleotides long. Its product is annotated as exocyst complex component EXO70A1-like. Gene Ontology annotation, molecular function: phosphatidylinositol-4,5-bisphosphate binding. Gene Ontology annotation, biological process: exocytosis. The record is from RefSeq and is a predicted model, not a curated record. The transcript has 2 exons. Gene Ontology annotation, cellular component: exocyst. Bases 578 to 2596 code for a protein of 672 amino acids. NCBI's taxonomy places the organism in Eukaryota, Viridiplantae, Streptophyta, Magnoliopsida, Lamiales, Oleaceae.
AAGAAAGAAGUCGGAAAAGAAAAAGAAGAAGAAAACAAAUGAGAAAAGCAUUUUACUGUCAAGCACUUUGUCACGAUUCUUGGACUUGAGCGAAAAUUGUUCACCAAAAGGCUCUCCUUUUUCACUUCCCGACAUAGGGUUCUUAUUAUUCUCUCUCCUCUUGUGGACACACACUGAUUCAAUCGAUUUCACUCACAGAGUCAGCCGCGAUCUAUGAUUCAAGUGCCCUUCAUUUUUACUUGGAAUUCUCUGUGAGCUUCUCUCUUUCUCAAAACCUUUUUAUAUGAAAUGGCGUUGAUUUGACAGGUUGAUUUUUGUUUAAAUUUUGGGCUUUUGUCAUAUCUCUUUUUGGUGAGAUUUGGGGAAGUUUGUGGGAGAAAAUAAAUGGAAGUGCAUUUUUUGCAAGAACUCAGAUUUGUUUUAGUAUCUUUCAUAUCCUGAAAGAAUGGGCAAAAGUAAGAAUUAGACACAUAAAAGAUUCAAUCUUUAGAUAUUAUAUGUUAUGUAUUGAAUCGUUUAUGGUCAGAUUUUGAAAAUUAAAAGUGGGAUUACUAUUUUGAUGAUUUAAUUUGUUCUAAUGGAUAAAGGGUUUGAAAAUUUGCUUUCUGCAAGAAAGCUGUUAAAAGCUAGUGUGGAGAAAUCAAAGGCAUUGGGGUUAUCUUUAGAUAAAACUGGACCUGGAUUAGAUGAGAUUAACCAAAGAUUGCCGUCUUUGGAAGUCUCGAUCAGGCCAAUAAGGGCUCAAAGGGAUGCCCUUGUUACAGUUGGGGGUCAUAUAAAUCGAGCUGUGGUCCCAGCGGCUGCAGUUCUUAAGGUUUUUGAUGCCAUUCACGGACUUGAGAAAUCUUUAUCUGAUCCUCAAUCAGAUCUCCCUGGGUACCUUGGGGUGCUCAAGCGCCUUCAGGAGGCAACCAGAUUCUUGGGGGAGAAUUGUGGAAUGGCGAUUCAAUGGUUAGCUGAUAUUGUUGAGUACUUGGAGGAUCAUAAAGUGGCAGAUAAAAAGUUUAUUUCGGGUUUGAAGAAAGCAUUGGAGUGUCUUCGGGAAUUAGAGGCGGGGGAGGAAAAGGGUCACCUUGAUGGGGGACUUCUUAAGGUUGCUCUGGACAGGUUGGAGAAUGAGUUUCGACGGCUUUUGACAGAAAACAGUGUUCCAUUGCCAAUGUCCACACAGACACUGCCAGGUGAGCAAGCCUGCAUUGCCCCAUCCCCUUUACCAGUGACUGUUAUACAGAAGCUGCAGGCUAUUCUUGGGAGAUUGAUUGCAAAUAACAGGUUUGACAGGUGCCUUUCCAUUUAUGUUGAAGUUCGGAGUUUGAAUGUUCGGGCAAGUUUGCAGGCACUUAAUUUGGAUUAUCUUGAGAUAUCGGUCUCUGAAUUCAAUGAUGUGGCAAGCAUAGAGGGUUAUAUAGCUCAAUGGGGAAAGCAUUUGGAGUUUGCUGUGAAGCACCUGCUUGAGGCUGAGUACAAGCUUUGUAAUGACGUGUUUGAGAGAAUGGGGAUGGAUGUUUGGAAGAGCUGUUUUGCUGAUAUAGCUGCCCAGGCAGGUAUUCUUGCAUUCUUGCAAUUUGGGAAAACUGUAACAGAAAGUAAAAAGGAUCCUAUCAAGCUAUUGAAGCUAUUGGAUAUCUUCGCAGCCUUAAGUAAGCUAAGAUUGGAUUUUAACCGCCUAUUUGGUGGAGCAGCCUGUGCUGAGAUCCAAAAUUGGACAAGAGAUCUCAUCAAGAGAUUGAUUCAAGGGGCUUGUGAAAUUUUUUGGGAGCUUUCGGUUCAAGUUGAAUUGCAAAGGCAUACUCCACCUCCUCCGGAUGGUAGUAUUCCAAGAGUAGUGACUUUCAUUACCGAUUACUGUAAUAACUUGCUUGGGGAUGACUACAAGCCGAUCCUUACUCAAGUUCUGGUUAUUGAAAGAAGUUGGAAGCAUGAAAAAUUCCAAGAAGGAAUCCUUAUCAAUGAACUUCUGAAUUUAGUUAAAUCCAUCGAGCUGAAUGUGGAGACAUGGUCAAGGGCUUAUGAAGAUGCUGUUUUGUCCUAUAUAUUCUCGAUGAACACUCACUGGCAUCUAUACAAGCAUCUGAAAGGCACGAAGAUUGGAACCUUAUUGGGUGACUCUUGGUUGAGAGAACACGAACGGUAUAAGGACGACUAUUCUUCUCUUUACUUGAGAGAGAGCUGGGGCAAACUUCCUGCCCUUUUAAGUCGGGAAGGUCUGAUUUUGUUCUCUGGAGGGCGUGCAACUGCCCGUGAUCUUGUAAAAAAGAGAUUAAAAUCUUUUAAUGAAGCUUUUGAUGACAUGCAUCGGAAGCAGUCCAACUGGGUUAUUUUGGAGAAAGAUCUGCGGGAGAAAACACGCCAGGUUAUAAUUCAGACUAUUGUGCCUGUUUACCGUAGUUACAUGCAAAAUUAUGGGCCAUUGGUUGAACAAGACCCAAGUGCAAGCAAAUAUGCAAAGUAUACAGCUCAGUCAUUGGAGAAAAUAUUUAACUCUCUUUUUCAGCCGAAGCCAGUGAAACAAGGCAGUUUAAGAGUGAGACAGUCGAGUGGGAAAUUUAACAACGGCGUUGCAGAGCAGCCUCAAACUUCUCCUAACGUGAAGUGAAUGAUUUCUCUAUGUAACUAAAUUUGCACGGUUAGCCUGAAAGGAAACACUUGUGAAUUGCUUUCCCAUGUGAUGAUUUACUAUGUUCUGUAUAUAUUGGCUCUGGGAGGACCUGAUAACCAGCAUGUGUCCUGUCCGGAUUCAAAUAAUGGAGGCAGCACUUGGUUGAUUUUUGAGGUUAGUUACCUAAACUGAACUGUCUCAACUUUCAAGGCUUUACUGAGGCAUUCUGCACAUGAAGCACAAUUGUAUGAUGAGUCGAUUCUUAUUUCAGCCGUUGAUUCAGAUCUGUAGAGGAACUUUACAGUUAAAGUUAUUCGUCUUUCACAUAUUUCACUCAUUGAUUCAUUUUAGAUAAGCUGCAGUAUAAAAUCCUGCGUCUUUUUAUGGUUACA